Episyrphus balteatus (marmalade hoverfly) is the source of this 684-nucleotide messenger RNA. Its product is annotated as cuticle protein 16.5-like. The record is from RefSeq and is a predicted model, not a curated record. The transcript has 3 exons. Bases 286 to 648 code for a protein of 120 amino acids. Lineage: Eukaryota; Metazoa; Arthropoda; Insecta; Diptera; Syrphidae.
GAUUUAUUUUUAUCAAAAAAUAGAAAAUUUCAUUUUGAUGUGAUGUUGAAAAAAAAAUUCAAAAUUAAAUAUCAAUCUCUACCAUUUUGGAAUAAUUUUUGUUUCAAAAUAGACAUUCAUGACCAAGGUCAAUUAUAGGCAGUCUGCAGAAAGAAAAAUACAUAUCCCAUGGUCACGUAUCCAUCAUCAAUUUGAUAUAAAAGUCUUGAAUUGGCGUCAACCAAAACAGACUUCAAGCUCACUCCUCUUGGAAACAAUCAAAUCCAACUCAAACCCAAAAUUAUCAUGUUCAAAUACACCGUUGUCAUUAUGGCUCUUAUUGCCUGCGCUGCUGCCAAGCCAGGAUUAGUUGCUCCACUCGCAUACUCUGCACCUUUAGUUGCUGCUGCUGCUCCCGGAGUUGUUACUGCCACCAGUAGUCAAGUGAUCGCAAGAAAUUACAAUGGAAUCGCUACUGCACCAAUUUAUGCUGCUGCUGCACCAGUUGUUGCUGCUCCUGUUGCCAAAUAUGUCGCAGCGCCUCUUGCUGCUCCAAUUGCUGCUCCAUUGGCCGCUAACUACAUAGCUUCUCCAUAUGCAGCUCCAUUCGCAUACUCGGCUCCAUUGGCUGCCCCAUUUAGAUAUGCGUCAGCUCCUCUUGUGUUUUGAAAUGAUAACGGACAAAAUAAAUGAACUUGAUUGAAA